AGGUGACCCAGAUCUUCAACGAAAGACUUCAGGAGGACACGACCUUUCAGGGUCGAGUCACCGCGGAGGUCAUGUCCGUGGUGCUGGAAUCUUCCACCACUCAAUCUUCGACCACUCAGGAAGUCGUUCUACCUCAUUCUACGAGGCAACCAAUGAUCAGCGAGGAUCCACCAACGGAAGCUGAUCUUGAUCAGAUGUCAGUCUUCGCGCUUAUCCUGACGGCACUUCUGGUGACCCUUUGCAGUGCGAUGGUGACAUACUGGCAAAUCACCCGCAGGUUGGCAGUUGGGGCCUCAGAGGUGGAUCAGAUGGAGAAGAAUUCAUUCAGCAGAAUGAUGGGCAUGCCGGAUGAUGAGCCACCUGAGCCAGAUGUUCCUAUGAGGAUACCUGAGUUGGAGAGCAUGUCCGCGUGCCCAGGGUUGACUCAGAUUCCGCCAAGACGCAAGAGGCAGUCGAGUGUCCACGAUAGUACUUCCAGUGAGGUGGAAGAUGUGCACCCCAGCGAGUGGCUUGAAUGCACCAGUGUGAGGGACACCCGAGCCAAUGCCUGAGCACGAGCCAAUCGAGGUGACGGCGCAGGCGCAGGUCAGCGAGAGUAUGAUGGAGCGCCAAAGACUUAUGCGCUGCCACAGGUAGAACACCCAAGGCCUAAAGUGAUGGAUGACACACCGCAGAUAGCGCAGAACUGCGUGGGCCAAUCCUGUGAACAUGCAGGAUGCAGGCCUGCCAGGGGUUCAACACAACGGCCCGCAGCCAUCCCGAGCUGUGGGACGUUUUGCCACGCGUAGGCGGUGCCAGCUGCCAAGCAAGCUGUGGCCCUGCUGUUGAUCCUGGCUGCCCUGAUUCAUGUUUUUUUCUUGGCCGUUUUCAAUCGAACGACGUCCAGCCGCUGUCCAGCCUUGUUCAUCG
Durusdinium trenchii is the source of this 909-nucleotide messenger RNA. The record is from the annotation of a GenBank genome assembly. NCBI's taxonomy places the organism in Eukaryota, Dinophyceae, Suessiales, Symbiodiniaceae.